UCUGGGCCGGCAGGACCGGGCCAGCAGACCUGGGUUCUGGAACGUCGGGGACCGCGGUAGAUGGAAUGGCUGUCCCCGAAGGCGGGGCGGGGUCCCCACCCCGGGGUCCCGGCCAGGGGCCGGAGGGAGAGGAGGCUCUGGACCCCGGCCAGCAUGGCUGGCUGAGGAAGGCCCGGGAGUUCUUCCAGACCUGUGACACGGAGGGCAAAGGCUUCAUCGCCAGACAAGACCUGCAGAAGCUUCACCAGGAGCUGCCCCUGAGCCUGGCGGAGCUGGAGGCUGUGUUCAGUGCCCUGGACGCCGACGGCGAUGGCUUCCUGACUCCGGAGGAGUUCACCACUGGGUUUAGCCAUUUCUUCAGCCAGAACUCACCGGAAGGGGCAGGCCGGGCCCUGCUGAGCGAGGAGAAGGUGUACCAGUCCCCGGGGGACGGGGGAGACGCGGGCCAGGACGAGGAAGCCCAGUUCCACAUGCUGAUGGACAAACUCAGAGCCCAGAACGUUCUAGAAGACGAAGGUGGCGUCAGACAGCUCUGGCUGCGGCUGAGGAAGGAGCCACACUUGCGGUCGGGCUUGGAAGACUUCCUGUCCAGAAUCCUCUCGCAGCUCCAAGAGGCCCAGGAGGAGAAGAGCGAGCUGGAGUGCGCACUGCAAAGGAAGAUUGCCGCUUACGACAAUGAGAUCCAGCACCUGUAUGAGGAGAUGGAGGAGCAGAUACAGAAGGAGCGAGAGCAGUUCCUGCUGAAGGACAGGGAGAGGUUCGAGGCUCAGAGUCGGGAGCUGGAAAGGCAGCUGCAGAUCAAGGAGCAGGAGCUGGAGAGACUCCACCAGAAACAGAGCCAGCUGAAAGGCCGGUGCGCGGCCCUGCAAAGCGAAGGCCACCAACGCAGCUCUGAGAAUGCCCGGUUGAAGCUGAGCAACCAGGAGCUGGCGGCCGAGCUGGACAGGACCGGCCAUGAGCUGCGAGAGGCCCAAGCGCAGCUGGAGAGUCUGCAGCACGAGGCCCGCCGGCUGCACCGGGAGAAGGAGAUGGAAGUGUAUCGCGUGUCAGAGAGCCUGCAGCGUGAGAAGUUGGGGCUCCUGAAGCAGCUGGAUUUCCUGAGGGAAAGGAACAAACACCUGCGGGAUGAGCGUGAUGAGCGUGACGCGCGUGUGCAGAGGGACAAGGCGUCCAGGGCAAAGGCGGCGGCCUCUAAGGCCAGCUGGAAGCAGAGGUCCGGCUCGGUGAUCGGCAAAUACCUGGACGGGCGAGGGCUGCUCCGCAGCCGGUCGGAGGAGGAGGAGGAGGAGAAGGAGGAGGAAGAGGAGGAGGAGGAGGUGUUCGGCCUGCCCCCUGGGAGGCGAAGCUCUCUGGGCCCGCGUGGGGGCCCAGCUGUGGAAGAAGAGCCGGGGCUGGGGGAGCGGGGGGCCGGGGGGCCCCGCAGGCCCCUGGGCAGGAUCAUCUCCAUUGAGGAGGACCCCCUGCCCCAGCUCCUGGGAGGCGGCUGUGCACGGCCGCUGAGGGAAUGUGCCCAGGCAGAGGAGGAGGCUGAGGCUCCGGGCCUCCGGGAGGCUCCCUGCGUGGGCCUGGGACCCGUGGCCGCACCCCGGGCCCAGCCUGUGGGAAAAGAAGCCCUCAGCAAGGAGGAGCGCCCGCGCGCGGCCCCGGACCGGCUCUUCAAGGUGGUGCUGGUGGGCGACUCGGCCGUGGGCAAAACCUCGCUGCUGCAGCGGCUGUGCGAGCGGCGCUGCGCGCCCGGCGCGGCGGCCACCGUGG
Molecule: messenger RNA, 1755 nt
Organism: Dipodomys spectabilis (banner-tailed kangaroo rat)
Lineage: Eukaryota; Metazoa; Chordata; Mammalia; Rodentia; Heteromyidae
Gene: Cracr2a
Product: calcium release activated channel regulator 2A
Exons: 13
Molecular function (GO): calcium ion binding
Source: RefSeq, a predicted model, not a curated record